AUCUUCAAGUAAAAAAGCAACUUCUGUCUGAAUUCCCCAAAAAAUCGUCGAAAAACCGACAAUUUCUCAGUCAAAUUAGUGUCAAAACGCAGCCCGAGUGCUCAGGAACAGGAAAAGUAUCAAGUGCUUGCAAGAGUUAUCGUAGUGUGCAAAAAUUUCUCGCAACAAAAAAUUCGUUCAUUGAUUUUGCUUAUCGGCGUCAUUUUGGCAGACAUUUUUGUUGAGAGAGUCUCGAAUUAUUUUUUUUGCUUCCGAAUUUUUCCACUUUUGCGUGUUUCGUCAAAAAUAGAAAAUGAUGUCUGAGGAUCGAGAUCGCAAUAAUCGUCGCAGCGAUCGCGGAAGUCGCUUCGACGACGGAGGUCCGCGCGAAAGAUCUCGCAGUCGGGAUCGCGGAGGACCCGGCGGCAAAAAUACUCGUCGCAUCUACGUCUCGAACAUUCCGUACGAGUUUCGUUGGCAGGACUUGAAGGACCUGUUCCGGCGUGAAGUUGGCGACGUUUCGUUCGUCGAGCUGUUCACGGAUGAGAACAACAAACCGCGCGGAUGCGGAAUUGUGGAGUUCGACAAACCGGAUUGCGUGGAAAAGUGCUUGGAGAAGAUGAAUCGCUACGAAAUCAACGGCCGGAAUCUCGUCGUGAAGGAAGAUUAUGGCAAUGAGCGCGACAAAUAUGGGCGAGUUGUGCCGAAACGCAUCGAUGGUCCCGGCGGCGGCAUGAAUAACAGUUUUCGCGGAGGACGGGAUCGCGACGAUGAUCGAAUGGGCGGAGGUCAUUUCGAUGAGCGUCAAUUCGAAACGUAUGGGUUGAGUGUGAAAUUCCUUGAGGGUUUGGGCAUUCAAGGUCCUUUGCACACAAAAGUUUUCGUUGCAAACAUGGAUUACAAAGUCGAUGCGAAAAAGUUGAAGCAAGUGUUCAAAAUGGCGGGAAAAGUUGUCUCCGUCGAUUUAGCCACGGACAAAGAUGGAGCGAGUCGCGGUUUUGCCGUCGUCGAAUACGAACAUCCCGUCGAAGCAGUUCAAGCGAUUUCCAUGUUCGAUCGCCAACAAUUAUAUGAGCGUCGCAUGACGGUGCGUUUGGAUCGGGUGCCCGACAAAAAUGAGGGCGUCAAGUUACCCGAAGGUUUGAAAGGAAUUGGACUCGGUUUAGGUCCCAAUGGCGAACCCUUGCGAGAUGUCGCGCGUAAUUUGCCGUCGUUGCAAUCGAAUAACGGGCCAGGAAAUCAAGUUCCGGCUCCCGUUGCUCCGCCAAUCACGAAUGCCGCAAGUUUGUUGGGUCAACCGAAUUUGGCGAGUAACUUGGCAGCGUUGAGUGCGUUGUCGGGUGUCAGUGCGUUGUCGAAUUUGUCGUCUGCCGCGGGUUUGACGGGGCUCGGAUUGGGCGGUGCGCUUAAUAAUGCUUCCGAUUCGAAUCCAGCGUUUUCAACGUCGGCUGCGUACAACACAAAUAGCUCCGUGCCAAAUCGCUCAAGCAACGAUUUCGAUCUCGGGGUAAGAAGUUACUCGACGCAAGAUGAUUUCCGUGGCGGAUUUGGAAAUGGAAGAGAUAAUAGCCGGCAGUCGGAUACUAUCAUCAUCAGAAAUCUUCCCGCUUCAUGGACUUGGCAAAACUUGCGCGACAAAUUCCGUGAUGUCGGCGAAGUUAAAUUUGCCGAAAUUCGUGGCGAAGCCGGCGUUGUUCGUUUCUCUUCGAAUCGCGAUGCAGAAGUUGCUAUCAAACUCAUGAAUGGCAGCAGAUUCGAUGGACGAUUGGUUGAUAUCGAUUAUUUCUAAGCAUUUCUUUUAGUUUUUAAUUUAGCAAGACAGCGUCGCAAUCACCCUCUCUUCAUUUUUUUUUUUCAAUUCAUGAUCAUCUCCGUCUUCACACACAAAUUUUCUCCCAAAGAUAAAAAAAUAUUUUUUCAAUCCCUUCUCCCAAAUUUAGAAGCUAAGGUCUCACAAUUCACAAAAAGAAAGAAAAAACUCAGAAAAAAAAUCACAUUUACACAUUUUGUAAGGAGAAACAGCAAGAACUGCAAGCCAAGUAGUAGAGUGUGGAAUUUAUCGUGGCGUUCGAAAAAUAUUUUUUUUUAUUAUUUUUUAUCUGUAAUUGAAAUAAAUUUAACAUUAUUGAAGUUUCUGACGAAGUUGCAAAAAGAACGAAA
Messenger RNA from Culicoides brevitarsis, 2139 nucleotides. It is a transcript of the gene rump, whose product is annotated as myelin expression factor 2. Gene Ontology annotation, cellular component: nucleus; cytoplasm. Gene Ontology annotation, molecular function: mRNA binding. The transcript is spliced from 6 exons. The record is from RefSeq and is a predicted model, not a curated record. Lineage: Eukaryota; Metazoa; Arthropoda; Insecta; Diptera; Ceratopogonidae. The coding region runs from base 293 to 1768 and encodes 491 amino acids.